AGUUAGAAUCAAAUUCAUAAAUUAGUAUUUGAUUGGAAUAAAUACUAACUUCCAUUUUUUGUAAAAAUGUUAGCAAUGUUAACUGCCGAUUGGUUUCCCUUAGAUAAGGACGUGUAUUUUAGAAAAUUUGAAUUAUAUCCGUUAUCUUUCCAACAUGAAGUUUCAAAUAAUAAUAUAUUAGUAGCAGCUCCAUAUGGAGGUUCUAUUGCAGUCACCGAAAAUCCUAAGAAAUUGGUUAAAGUUCAAGGAGCGACUAAACCUAUGAUAUAUUUAUACACAUCUUCUGGAAAACUAACAGCAAAACUCCAAUGGUGUGGUGGUCAACUAAUCCUUUUGGGGUGGUCUCAACAAGAAGAAUUAUUAUGCAUAGAAGAUGAUGGCAUGGUUCAUAUAUAUGAUAUGUUUGGUACAUAUCAACACGCAUUUAGUAUGGGAAAUGAGGUAAAAGAUACUAAAAUUGUAGAAGCAAAACUUUUUAUUACUUAUAGUGGAACUGGUAUCGCAGUUUUAACAUCUACCAAUCGUAUAUUUCUGGUAAAUAAUAUAGUCGAACCAAAAGUUAGACAAAUAUCAGAAAUUUCAAAAUAUGGUGGACAAAUUGAAUGUUGGUGUUUAGUCCAUCUUAAUAGAGAAACAUGUGUAAUAUUAUCAAACAAAGAUGGAAUAUUCAUUAUACAUCAGUCUUACCAAACUGCAACUCAUAUACCAUUUGAUAACCUUUUUACUAGGUACAAUAAGGCAUGUAGUGUGAUUGCUAUGGUUGUAUCUGAAAACAAUCGUCAUAUUGCUCUUUAUAUAGAUACAGGUCAUUUGUACAUAGGUUCUGUAGAUUUUAACGAAAAAUAUUGCGAAUACUAUGCAAACACGAAAGAACCAUUAGGAAAUAUAACCUGGUGUGGAACAGAGGCUGUAAUAUGUAGUUGGAACAAUACCGUAAUGGUUAUUGGACGAACAGCUAAAACUAUAAUAUACACUUAUGAUGGUCCAGUACAUCUUAUUACAGAGAUUGAUAGUGUGCGCGUAUUAUCUUCUUCUUCUCAUGAAAUGAUACAAAAAGUACCAAAUGUUGUUCAAAAAAUAUUUCGAAUUAAUUCAACAGACCCUGCAUCUUAUUUAUUAGAAGCAUCUAAACAGUUUCAAAAAAAAAGUCAUAAAGCUGAUAGCUAUAUAGAUUUAGUAAAAGACAAACUGGAUGCAGCAAUAAAAGCUUGCAUUGAUGGAGCUAGUCAUGAAUUUGAUUUUGAAACACAAAAACUCUUAAUGAGGGCUGCUAAAUUUGGAAAAGGAUUUAGCAAGACAGUUAAUCCUGAAUAUUACGUUAAUAUGUGUCGAACUUUAAGAGUUCUAAAUGCAGUAAGACAUCCUGCAAUAGGAAUACCACUAACAUACACACAAUUUACCAUUCUCACAAAUCAAGUAUUAUUAGAUAGACUUGUUGCUAGAAGACAUUAUUAUUUAAGCAUACAAAUUGCACGGCAUCUUCAGUUACCAGAGGUUGAAGGAGAAAGUAGAAUAUUAGCUCAUUGGGCUUGCUAUAAGGUAAAACAAACACAAUUGGACAAGAAGCAAAUAGCGGAAGAAAUCGCUGAUAAACUAGGAUAUGCACCUGGUGUUUCUUAUAGUGAAAUCGCGAAAAAAGCAGCUGAAUGUGGCCGAAAACAGUUAGCAAUUAAAUUAAUAGACUAUGAACCACGUGCCCAUCAACAAGUACCACUUUUAUUAACACUCGGUGAAGAAAGAGCUGCUUUACAUAAAGCUGUUGAAAGUGGAAAUACUGAUUUGGUUUAUACUGUUAUUCUUCAUUUUAGAGAGAAUAUGCCUCUUAGUGAUUUUCAGAUGUCCAUAAUGCAUUGUCCUUUAGCGAUGGCCUUAUACAUUAAAUACUGUCAGAGUCAUAAUCGGGAAACACUACGUGAUAUUUAUAAUCAGUAUGAUGAUUUUCAUUCUCAAGCGAUAUGGUCUAUUACUGAAAGUUAUCAGCGAAAGAAUACAAUGUCAAGAGAAGCAUUGUUACAAUGUGCACUACAUAAUUUCAAAUUAGCUUGUAAUGAUACUAAUGCUGCUUUAACAGAAGAACAAAUAAAAUUGUUACGGUAUCAAAGAUCCAUAGAAGAAUUGUUGCAGAAAUCAAUCAUAGGAAAACCACUUCAUGAUACAGUAAAAAUAUUACUAUUACACAAUGAAUUAAAAUUAGCUGACAAAUUAAGAUCGGAGUAUCGAAUAUCAGAUCGAAGAUAUUGGUGGUUACGAAUACAAUGUUUAUCGGAACAGGAUAUGUGGGAUGAAUUAGAAAAAUUUUCUAAAAGUAGAAAAUCCCCUAUUGGUUACGAGCCUUUUAUAGAUCAGUGUUUAAAAUAUAACAAAGAAAAAGAAGCAAGAAAAUAUUUACCUAAAAUAAGAGAUGAAUUGAAAGUAAAAUACUUAGACAAGUUAAAAAUGAUGAAUGAGAUGGUUCAAACAACAAUAGAACAAAAAGAUACAAAACAACAGAUGGACAAUUGA
Eufriesea mexicana is the source of this 2502-nucleotide messenger RNA. It is a transcript of the gene Vps16A, whose product is annotated as vacuolar protein sorting 16. The transcript is spliced from 16 exons. Gene Ontology annotation, biological process: endosomal transport; intracellular protein transport; vacuole fusion, non-autophagic. Gene Ontology annotation, cellular component: endosome; HOPS complex; cytoplasm. The record is from RefSeq and is a predicted model, not a curated record. Lineage: Eukaryota; Metazoa; Arthropoda; Insecta; Hymenoptera; Apidae. Gene Ontology annotation, molecular function: actin binding. The coding region runs from base 67 to 2502 and encodes 811 amino acids.